Dioscorea cayenensis subsp. rotundata (Guinea yam) is the source of this 1465-nucleotide messenger RNA. Its product is annotated as protein trichome birefringence-like 26. NCBI's taxonomy places the organism in Eukaryota, Viridiplantae, Streptophyta, Magnoliopsida, Dioscoreales, Dioscoreaceae. Bases 57 to 1349 code for a protein of 430 amino acids. The transcript is spliced from 4 exons. Gene Ontology annotation, cellular component: Golgi apparatus. The record is from RefSeq and is a predicted model, not a curated record. Gene Ontology annotation, molecular function: O-acetyltransferase activity.
GUCAUAGUAGCAUCUCACUCAUUGCUUUCUUUUGCUUUGAGCUCAGAGAGACGGUAAUGGCAGACAAUAUAGAGGUUGUGGCCUCUGAUCCAUUACUACUGCAGGAGAGGAGGAAGAGCAUUAGCCUGAUGUUCUUAAGGUUCAUUGGUGUUGUUCUCUUGGCUGUAGCAGCUUGUUAUCUCUUCAUCAGCAACUUCAAUUCACAGUCACCGGAGACCGAAAAAAACUCUUUAACACUAGACAAACAAGAACUAGUGAAUAUCAGGCCUUUUCUGAAGGAAUUGGAAGUUCAAGAAGAGCAAUAUUUCAAGAAAGAAGUAUGUGAUCUUUCUAUUGGGAAGUGGAUUCCAAAAGCUGAAGGACCACCGUACACAUAUAAAACCUGUCAUCACGUUGCAAGUUAUACAAAUUGUUUGAAAAAUGGAAGGCCUGACACAGGUUUUCUUCACUGGAAAUGGCAACCAAGUGGCUGUGACUUACCUCCUUUUGAUCCACUCAAAUUUCUGAACUCAAUGCGCAAUAAAUCAUGGGCAUUUAUCGGCGACGCAAUCUUCUCCAACCACGUGGAUUCUUUGCUCUGCCUAAUCUCUCCGGUAGCAACACCUGAUGAAAUAUAUUAUGAUGGAGACAAGACCAGGACGUGGUACUACCCCGAGUACAACCUCACAAUCUAUGAGAUCUGGUCUCCAUUUCUACUCGCUUCCCGGACUGAACAUGAUCUGCCCUAUCAAAUUCAUCUUGACAUGCUGGAUGGCAAGUGGACAGAGAUGUAUAACAAGUACGAUUACAUUGUUUUUUCUGGCAGCCAGUGGUUAUACAAAAGAAUAAUCAUGUAUGAGAACAAUGAAGUUGUCGGCUGCCAUUUCUGUCCCGACUUGGACUUCAACAAGAUAGAUGAUUAUGUGGCAUACAGGAGGGCACUUCAGUUGACUUUCAAGUUUAUUACUACAUCUGAGCACAAACCCUUUGUUAUCUUUAGGACGUGGGCACCAAACCACUGGGAGGAUGGAGGGUCUCCUAGUGAAAGAAUUUGCAACAGGACUAAGCCAUUUAAAGAAGGGGAAUUCAAUGGUAAGAGUUCAGACCUUAGAAUGAGGAGAGUUGAGGUUGAGGAGUUUGCGAAGGCUGCUUCCAUUGGAGCAAGGAAUGAGGUGAGAAUCAAGCUGCUUGAUAUUUACCAUCUUUCACUGUUGAGACCCGAUGGCCAUCCAGGCCCUUAUGGCGGUCACCAAUCAGUUGAGAAUGACUGUAUCCACUGGUGCUUGCCUGGUCCUAUUGACACUUGGAAUGAACUGCUCAUGAAGGUGAUCAAUGGGGAUGCUCAUGAGUUUGUGCCUGAUUUCCUUUAGAUUUUAAGUAGAACUUGUCUUUUAUUUUCUCGUGUCUGAAUAAUUGGCAGAUAUAUAUACUCAUGUUACUAUAUUUUGGGUUUCAGUCUUGAUGUAUUAUGUAUCUCUUCUUCUUC